UUUCAUUGUAACCUGAUUGUCGAAAGUCACCAACGCCCAAACAGAAAGAAAAAAAAAAAAAAACAGAGACUUCUGAAGAUCCGCUUUUAAAAUUCACGGGUCAUUCAAAAGACCUCCUCCGUGGCACAGCCCGUGCACUGCUCUUAAGAAACACAUAGAUACAUAUUUUUUGCAUAACUCUCUUUCGCAACUGUAGUUAUUGCAGACUUGCAUCUAUCUUUGUACUGAAGAUUUUUGUGCGUUUUCAUAGUUUCUUGAAUUCCUUUGUGAACCUAGGUUUUCACUUCCCCCGACAUCCAAAAAAAAUGGCAACAAAAAUCGAUAAAGAGGCUUGCAGGGAAGCAUACAACCUUGUGAGAGACGAUAACACUGAAAUAAACUGGGCUUCCUUCAAAUAUGAUGGUUCAAUCAUAGUACCAGGGGGCCAGGGCAAAGACUAUGAAGAAUUUAUGAGCCAGUGUACAGAUGAUGUUCGGUUGUUUGGGUUCGUACGGAUCAUGACUGGAGAUGCCAUGAGCAAGCGAGCCAAGUUCACCCUGAUCACCUGGAUUGGGGAGAAUGUCAGCGGUCUACAGAGAGCCAAGAUCAGCACAGACAAGACUCUGGUAAAGGAUGUAGUACAGAACUUUGCUAAGGAGUUUGUCAUCAGUGACCGCCGGGAAUUGGAGGAGGAAUACAUUAAGAAUGAGCUGAAGAAGGCAGGAGGGGCCAAUUACGAUGCACAGGCAGAGUAGGGAGCCUUCCAGAAACCAUCUGCCUGCUGCUACUGCUGCUUGUAAACCAGACAGGGAGAAGAGAAGCCUCUCAAACAGAUCCGCCUCAUUCUCCCACUCACUCUGGCAACAUCUACAACAGUCACCACAAUCAAGAACUUCUCUCUCAUUCUGCUUUAAAGCAAACACUCACUUUAGCAAAUUAAAAGGUGGGUUGCAGAGGAAAUCAAGGAUUCUAGUAGGGCACAGUCAGAUGCUUUUGUUCAAUGGUCUCUCAGUUUUGUUGUGUUUCUGGUAAUUAAUGGAGUUUUGAAAGGCUGACAAAGAUUGCCUCUUUUUCAGCGUUGCUUGUCCGAUUGGCUGGUGUUGCUUCAAGCUACUGGUACAUUCAGAUUUGUGCAGGUGCUUUUUAUUUUUUUCUUCAUUACUGAAGUCUUUUCUCCUCUUUCGUUUUCCCACACAAAUUUUGCAUUCCUUUUAAAAUGGAAUUGAUUCAAUGACUUGACCUGCUAGUAAGUUAAUGCAGUGCACAGUAUUAGUGUACCUGCAGGGGCUCAUUAUCACACCAGUGGAUGUCAAGCUGAAUCGGAGAACUGGAAAGGUGGCUAGACUCCAGUCAGUUAGUAUACACUGGCUGUAAAGAACCUUGCAAGUACUGUACUUCUGUCAGCUGAUGAUCAGAGACUAGAUUGUACCAUACCUACUCUCACAUACUCUAAAUGCUUAACUUCUCAGAGAAAAAUUGGAAAUCCUCCAAAUGAGGGUGCCACCAUUGUAGACCUAAAAGAGUGGAAUGGAUUUUUCCUUUUUAUUUUGGUUCUUUUUAUUGAAUUGUGCUACUCUUCUAGACAAGUGAUCUCCAUACUCAAGUCCAGGGCUAUCAAUAUGGCUUCCAUAAGCCAACCUAAAGCACAAGAUGAUGAUAGCCAAUGUAACAGAUGGGUCUAAAAUGUGGGUAUUGUAUAGCUUGUGAACAAACAAAUGAAGAUCUGAUGCAAAAAUACCUGUACACAUUUAGACAUUAUGUGUAAACAGUAAUCUCCACCACAAGGCUUUCAUGGGUUUCUUUGGAAGGCCCCAGAGGAAGGCUGGAGAGUGUAAUUCUAGAAGAGUACAACAACUUCUUCAAAGGGAGACCUUUAGUAAAAGACUUCAUGAUACCCUUUGGGUUUUUUGCACUUGCCUCUGACAUUUGGUUGAGGCCCUGUGC
Messenger RNA from Polyodon spathula (Mississippi paddlefish), 1923 nucleotides. Its product is annotated as coactosin-like protein. The coding region runs from base 306 to 734 and encodes 142 amino acids. The transcript is spliced from 4 exons. Gene Ontology annotation, biological process: regulation of actin filament polymerization. Gene Ontology annotation, molecular function: actin filament binding. Lineage: Eukaryota; Metazoa; Chordata; Actinopteri; Acipenseriformes; Polyodontidae. Gene Ontology annotation, cellular component: cortical actin cytoskeleton; plasma membrane; site of polarized growth. The record is from RefSeq and is a predicted model, not a curated record.